UAUUUUACCACGAAAAACUAUUCACAACUAAACAUGGCUUGUUAUUUGAAAUUCAAUAUAUUUUAAGGCGACAAAAAUAGAUUAAUAAGCGUAUUUAAAAUAAUUACAUUGGACAUUAUUGUAGUAGUAACUCAAUACCGGACCUUGACUCUCCAUCCACUCACGGAACCUGGAAGGAAAGGUAUAGGAGGUACUGCUUGGAUUUUGUGACAGACAGUUGAAAGAAAUAUGAAUUGUGGACGCGGAGAUUUCCUGGGUGGCUUUGUGCUGCUUCUGACUGUCCAAACUGUAGUCUCCAUGGUGAUCCCUAAUGCCACCCAUUUAGAAGCUAUGCUGGAAAGGUACAUGGAUAAGGAUGAGACGUGGUGGCACUCAAAGUCAAGGGGCAAGAGAGCAAUUUCACAUGGCGACAUGCAGCUUAUACUUGACCUGCAUAAUAAAUUGAGGGGUCAGGUGUACCCCCCUGCCUCAAACAUGGAACACAUGGUGUGGGACACUGAACUGGAGAGGAGCGCUGAGCACUGGGCACACACCUGUCUGUGGGAACAUGGACCCGCUCACCUACUUACCCGGAUCGGCCAGAAUCUGGGAGCUCACUGGGGAAGAGACAGGCCGCCAACCUUUCAUGUCCAAGCCUGGUAUGAUGAGGUGAGAGAUUUCAGCUACCCAUAUCCACAAGAAUGUGACCCGUACUGUCCCUACAGAUGCUCUGGACCUGUCUGCACACACUACACACAGUUGGUUUGGGCCACAAGCAAUAAAAUUGGCUGUGCCAUUAAUGUGUGCUACAACAUGAACGUAUGGGGGAUGAUCUGGGCCAAAGCUGUGUACUUGGUCUGCAACUACUCUCCUCCAGGUAACUGGUGGGGACAUGCGCCAUACAAACAUGGAGCCCCAUGCUCCGCCUGUCCUCCCAGCUAUGGUGGCGGGUGCAGAAACAACCUCUGCUAUAAAGAUGAUGGCAGUCACAUGAAUCACACCCCUGAGACUGAGGAAAACAACUAUGUCGAGCCAGAACCUGAGCCAGUCCGGAGCCAUGGCUCACACUACAGCGAUCAGUCCGUCUCGACACCGUCACCCAAUGAGAACGUUGAGAGGAAUGAUGUCACCAGUACUUCACAGAUGUCUCAGCAAGUAGAAUGUGAUACUAGAUUACGUGAUCAGUGCAAAGGAACUACUUGCAACAGGUACGAGUGUCCACCAGGCUGCUUGUACAACUAUGGAAAAGUUUUUGGAUCAGGUCAUUAUGACACGCAUUCUAGUAUCUGCGGCAGCGCCCUGCAUGCUGGAAUAAUAGAUGAUGAUGGAGGCUGGUUAGAUAUCACCAGGGUGGGCAGAAGGCAACGCUUCUCAAAGUCCUUCAAAAAUGGAGUUCAGACUCAAGCUAAAAAUCUGAGUGCCAAUGCCUUCACAGUGUCAAAUGUCCCAGUGAAGGCAAUUACUUGUGAUACCACAGUGGCCCAGUACUGCCCUUUCAAAAAACCAGUCCGGCACUGUCCCAGGCUGUAUUGUCCUCGUAAUUGCUUGUAUAACAGCAAUGCCAGAGUAACCGGAAGCCGCUAUUAUUCAGAUAAUUCCAGUAUAUGCAGGGCGGCCAUUCACGCAGGAGUGAUCCGGAGUGACUCUGGAGGUUAUGUGGACAUCAUGCCUGUGGACAAGAGGAGACAAUUCAAGGGCUCCUAUCAGAAUGGAAUCACCUCUGAGGGCCUCCAGAAUCCCCCAGGAGGCAAAGCAUUCAGAGUGUUCGCGGUCAUAUGAAACCAUCCACCAAGGACAGAUGCAAAGAAAUAGAGCUCUUGGUAAUGUAGCAGCCAGUAAUUACUGUGCAUUUGCUCCGCUGGUUUUGCAUUGGCUCGCUGAGCUGAAUUUAAGGCCAGCGCUGUCACGAAAAAUCCCCUUAACAGUGUUUUUGUUUGUCUGCCUGUACAUGUCAUGUAUAUACAAUUUGUAAAUAGGGUUAAUAUGGUUUUGUUGAAAACAUAAACAUUUUCAUAUAUGUGUAUUUUUUGUAGUGAAGGCUAUAUGUUGCUUGUUUGUUUAUGUUUAGCAUAUACGCUAUUAAAAACACCAGUGCAUGCAAACAUGACUAUUUUAAAAACAAGUAGAAAAGGCAAUAUAUUACAGUUAUAAAGUGUUUAUUUUUUUAAGUAUAUUUUUAUAUCAGCUUUCAGAGGCUGCUUUUUGCUGUUUUGCGCUUUAAAGUACAGUAUAUUGCGCUGCAUAUAUGUUCAGAAUUUCAUACUGUGACAACCUGGCAGGCCAGGAAAUCAUUUAGUGUUUGAGUAGAAUUUGAAAAAUGUACCACGAAGCCAUGUGCGAGAGCAGAGAGACAUUGCA
Messenger RNA from Triplophysa dalaica, 2337 nucleotides. It is a transcript of the gene crispld1b, whose product is annotated as cysteine-rich secretory protein LCCL domain containing 1b. Gene Ontology annotation, cellular component: extracellular region. The coding region runs from base 229 to 1758 and encodes 509 amino acids. The record is from RefSeq and is a predicted model, not a curated record. NCBI's taxonomy places the organism in Eukaryota, Metazoa, Chordata, Actinopteri, Cypriniformes, Nemacheilidae. The transcript has 15 exons.